Messenger RNA from Pseudo-nitzschia multistriata, 1505 nucleotides. NCBI's taxonomy places the organism in Eukaryota, Bacillariophyta, Bacillariophyceae, Bacillariales, Bacillariaceae. The record is from the annotation of a GenBank genome assembly.
GUUAACAGUUGCUGCCGAUCAUAGAGUCAGUUCGAACUUUGUGACAACGCGUCAAGAAAAAGCAAUGCGGUACCUCUUAUGUGCGCUUGGGGUGUGGAGUCUCUUGUGCAUCGCACCAUCUUCAUCCUUCCUUGUGCCGUCUCGAUCUGCUCACCCAUGGACUGUGAGUCAGAGAACCUUGACUGCACCGCAAUUUACUUCCCUUUAUGCCAAAUCGGGUAAGAAGAAGAAAAAGCCAAAAGGAAAUACGAUAUGUGUGAAUCGACAAGCGCGAAGAAACUAUGAAAUUGUCGACACAUUAGAAGCUGGAAUUUCUCUACUGGGGACAGAAGUUAAGUCUAUUCGAGACGGUAAAAUGAACCUUCAAGAUGCUUUUGUGAAACCUUCCUCAAAUGGAAGGUCGUGCACCUUAAUGAAUUGCCACAUUGGUAAACAUACUAUGUCAGGGGCUUACUUUCAACACGAAGAGCGACGCCCAAGACCUUUGCUUGUCCAUAGGAGCGAGGCGCGGAAGCUCUUGCAAAAGACCGAAACAACGGGAAUGACAAUAGUUCCUCUCAAAGCAUAUUUCAAUGAUGACAACAAAGUAAAAAUACAGAUAGCUUUGGCUAAAGGGAAAAAUGUCAGAGACAAGAGACAGGACAUUAAGGAUCGAGAUCUAAAACGAGAGACUAGUCGAAUAAUCAAAAACUUCCGAGUGUGAGAAUAAAACAUUAUUGAUGAAAGAGACGAGCAGGACUUGAAACCAACGUUUCAUGACAGGUCGAAAACGGUUCUUGAUUUGUAAUCUGUAUUGCAAACUCAACACAAUUGCUACUUAUUUUAUUUCUGUGAUAUGGCUUAUUCACAACAGUACUCGAUACGUACGAUAUUUCACUCCUAUUAUUUUUAAGAUUAAUCUCUCAAUUUAAUCGCCCGAUACAAUUAGGUGCUCCACAAGUGCACUUCAAACUUCCAUCUUCCACCGGAAACUUAUAAUCGUACGUAAUCUCUUCCCCAGCUUUAAUAUCGAUGUGAGAAAAUAUCACGAUUUUGUUUUCUUGUCCGUAAUCCGUGUCAACAGUGAUAACCUUAGCAUAAGCAUUAGGUUGGCAACAGUGAUUCAUGAAUCGUGCCAUGCACCCGAUUUUGGUAGCGUCUACGAUUCGGUUCAGAUCAAGACGGAACAUGUAGCAAGAUCCUUCACCAGAUAUCUCGUAGGCUUUUUCACGCGCAUCUGCGACACUCUUCCGAAUGAUUUCACCCAUGUAUUCAACUAUCAUGGUGUCCUUCGGAAGAUCAACUUUCGUGAAGAGACCCCAGCCAUGAAUGUGUGAACGCUUUGGGCACAAUCGUUGUUCGAUCGGGAUAGCUUUCAUUCCGCGAUACAUGCGUUGGAUUUUGCUUCUAUCCGCCUUAAUCUCUGUGUCCCUUUUCCUGCCGCCAAUUGAAUUAUUCAGAGCACCCCCAUCACUAUUCUCUUCAUUCUCGGCAUUUCGAACCAAUGCUCUCGUUAUACGACCACU